GUACUUACGUGGAUAUACGGAUAUACCCAAAUUGCAAGGUAGCUUGUCGGCUUGACUCGUCAGGUUCAAUUUCCAUUUUUAGUCUUCUGCUUCCAUUGCCAGUUCUUAUGAGGUCUCCAAUCUCUUCAACUCUGUCAAUACUUCUAUACACUCUGCUUCAUAUUUCGAUGUCGUCUACAGAUCCAAUCCAAGAUGGGUUCUUGCAGUGCCUUAUCAACAAUUCUUUACCCUCCCCUCCAAUCUCUUCUGUUACCUACUUUCCCAAUAACCCAUUAUUCAAAUCUACAUUACAGUCCUACAUCAGAAAUCUAGUCUUCACAUCUCCUACAACCCCAAAACCAUUGUUUAUUGUGGCUCCAACCCAUGUUUCUCACAUCCAAGCAUCAAUCAUUUGCUCCAAAAUUCAUGGCUUGGAGAUCAGGAUCCGAAGUGGAGGCCAUGAUUAUGAUGGCCUCUCAUAUGUCUCAAAUUCCCCAUUUAUCAUCCUUGACAUGUUCAAUCUUAGAUCAAUCAGUAUAAAUAUAGAAGAUGGAAGUGCUUGGGUCGAAUCGGGUGCCACACUUGGUGAACUUUUUUAUGGGAUUGGUGAGAGGAGCAAAAUCCAUGGUUACCCAGCUGGGGUUUGCCCAACUGUGGGUGCUGGAGGUCAUUUUAGUGGAGGUGGGUAUGGUAAUAUGAUGAGGAAGUUUGGUUUGACAGUUGAUAACAUUGUUGAUGCAAAAAUUGUUGAUGUUAAUGGCAGAAUCUUGGAUAGAGCAUCAAUGGGGGAGGAUCUUUUUUGGGCUAUCAGAGGAGGUGGUGGAGCUAGUUUUGGAAUCAUAGUUUCCUGGAAGAUUAGACUUGUUAUUGUCCCAGAAUCCGUCACUGUUUUUAAGGUUGAGAAAACGUUGCAACAAGGGGCAACAGACGCUGUCUACAAAUGGCAAUAUGUUGCUCACAAUGUUGAUCAAGAUCUCUUUAUAAGAUUGGUUUUGAUGUCUUCCAAUAGAAAGGGUAAUGAGACCAUUAAGGCUAAAUUUGUGGGCUUGUUUCUUGGAAAUGCAGAGAGGCUUGUGGAUCUCAUGGAUGACAGUUUCCCUGAAUUGGGUUUGUCAAGCAAGGACUGCAUCGAAAUGAGCUGGAUGGAAUCGGUUCUCUUCUGGUCUAAUUAUCCAAAAGGAACAUCAAUGGAUGUUCUACUCAAUAGAGAACCUGGAUCAGAAAAGUUCUUGAAGAAAAAAUCAGACUAUGUAAAGGAUCCAAUACCAAAGGCUGGCCUUGAAGGAUUAUUCAAGAAGAUGAUGGAGUUGAAAAAACCAAAAUUGACAUUCAAUCCAUAUGGAGGGAAAAUGGAUGAGAUUUCGGAAUCCGAAACUCCAUUUCCACAUAGAGCAGGGAACAUAUACAAGAUUCAGUAUUCAGUGAACUGGAAAGAAGAAGGAUCCGAAGCUAUGCAUCGCCAUUUGGAUUUGAUAAGAAGGCUUUAUGAUUACAUGACUCCAUAUGUAUCAAAGUCUCCAAGAAGUGCUUAUCUGAAUUACAGAGAUAUUGAUUUGGGCACAAAUGGGAUUGGUAAUGCUAGCUAUGAAGUAGCUAGUGUUUGGGGGACUAAGUAUUUCAAUCAAAACUUUGACAGAUUAGUGCAAGUGAAAAGCAUGGUUGAUCCUGGUAAUUUCUUUAGGUAUGAACAAAGCAUCCCAUCUCUUGCAACUUGGAACAAUAGAAUGCCAGAGUAAAUGGAAGUCAAGAUAGAAUGUUCAGAUCAUCUAUUACGUUGUAUCUUCAUGUUUGUGUGACAACCCUGUUGAGAUUUAUUGUCAUGAUUCAUACUAUGUAGAUGUUCUCCUUAUUGAAAAAAUUAUUA
Tripterygium wilfordii is the source of this 1843-nucleotide messenger RNA. Its product is annotated as berberine bridge enzyme-like 14. NCBI's taxonomy places the organism in Eukaryota, Viridiplantae, Streptophyta, Magnoliopsida, Celastrales, Celastraceae. Gene Ontology annotation, molecular function: FAD binding; oxidoreductase activity. The transcript has a single exon. The coding region runs from base 108 to 1715 and encodes 535 amino acids. The record is from RefSeq and is a predicted model, not a curated record.